AUUAUAACAAGGUUGUCAAGAUGAAAAGAGUUGUGCCAUGCAUCGAUGACAGGCAAAUUGAAUCGUGUGCAAUAAUGAUGCCAAAUGAUUAUGGAAAGAUAUGAAUGAGCUCGAGAGAGGAACGAAAGAAUGACAACCGAAUCGGGACAAAUAACUCGAAACUCUAAAGUUAGUCAUAAGAGAAAGUCUAGGCCACCUCUUCGCGAAUGGCGCACGAUUCAUCAAUUGAAUGUGGACGAUGGAAUUGAUGAAUACAGAGCCAAUGACCGUUCAGAAUACUGUUCGAACGUUUUUGUUGUGGUUCCAGUUGGGGAAAAAUCGUCUACAAUAAUAACGAAAGAUACUGAACAUGAAAAAGCUUUGAUAAGUAAAUCUGAAUACGACAUUACCAUGCCUGAUUCAGGUAUAUUCGAUAGAGAUGCGAUAGGAAGUUACCUUUAUAAUAUUCAGUCGAAAAAAUGCAGUGAAGACAAGGAUAGGACAACAAGAACAGCAGACUCACGAAAGAAUGGUAGAACUGGGAUUUUGCAAAAACGCCAUGUUUUCAGACAAACGAACCGAGAUUUUUCUGCUGCGACGACGGUCGAAAACACUGACCUGGCUAGCAAAAAUUCACAAGAGGAACCUCUUGUUUACCAGUCGUUGGGCGAUAAACCAAGACCCAAGCCUCGUUUUGGUGGUAAACACAAACAAAAAUACCAUAAUCAUUCACUUGUCACGUGCUCACUGGGUGACUCUGAUGUUUUAGUCACAUGCCCUUCACACGUUUAUACCUUCAGCAGAGGUUUGGUCCCGAGUAGAGAAGCUAAUAGUUUGGAAUUAUACCAUAAUCAACAUUUCCUUCCGCCUGUUAUUGUUGAUAGAGUAGGAGAUAUAUCCCAACAAAAACAUUACAGAUUACCCCGAGACGGAAGAAGUUUGAACAACGUUAACGAAAGUCUUUUUUUAAGCUCGUAUUCUAAUGAGCAGAGUUUUGUACCAAAGACAGAAUCUAAACCAGUUGUCUACAAAGAGUUUUCUGCCGAGAAGGUUAUUCCGGCUGCGUAUGGAAAUAAGAGAUACUUUGAUUUUCAAGGAUACAUGGAGUUUCUUUAUAAAGAAAAAAGAAUAAGAAAGACAAGUGCCAGAGCAAGAAGGGUCGUCUAUGAUUGGGAGAAACUGGAAUCUAGUGCUUGGUUGAACAAUCUCGGUGAUGUUUUGGUUAAAGAUGUCAUUGACUACAACAGCGUAUUGGAUAUCAAAGGGUCUAGAAUGAAACUCGACGAAAAUCGAGUACAAAUGAGAUCAUGUCAAACAAAACCACUUCAGUCUGAUAAUCGUCAACAUUGUUUCCUUGGUACUCCAAGCACUAUUUAUGUUAGCUCAAAGAAGACAUUAAAGCUCUCUCAACCGAGAAGCAAAAAAAUGAAGGAAAAGACAGUUCUCAUUGAACGUUUGCCAAGCAAGUUUCAGUUCACUCUUCCUGGAAGACCGCCAAGCAGUGAUGAUUCUGGAUUUGCUGAGUAACAACUAAAAUAAACUAUAUCUAAAAUGAUCGCAUAUAUUUACCACAUUAAAUAUGACACAUGUUAUUGUGUAUAUAUAUUGUCCUUAUUUUGAGUUUAAAGUAUAUUUACUUCACCGCACUACAUGUGCUAAUAAUACGUCUUGCAUGCAUGCAUACAUAUGUAUAUACAUCGAAAAUUCGCAUUUCGCAAUGCAUUGGCCGUUUUCACACUAGAGACGCGUAAUGCGUCUUCGGUAUCUUUUGACUGGUUAUUUGUCUUCAGUAUAAAGACGGACAACAGACGCAUUAUUCGUCUAGACGAACUACCGUUGGUUAUGCGUCUCUAAGACGAAAAACUGAACGUUAAUCAUCUCGACGUAUUAUGUGUCUGUUGUCCGUCUUUAUACUGAAGAACAACCAGUUAAAAAAUAUUGAAGAUGCAUUAUGCGUGUGAAAACGAGUCAUUGCAGAAUGAACAGUCAAGCGAUAUAUUCAUUGGCAUAUUGAUAUUAUUGAACAUCAUAUGAUGGAGAAUCUCCGUUAGUGAAUUUGUUUUUAAGACCUAGCCUACAUCAGUACAUGGCUACAUACAUUGCAACAACAAUAUACCAAAAACGUUUAGUUUUAAAAUGUGGAUAAUAUUCUCAAAAUAUAGUCGACUAAUCGAUGUAAGCAACAUUAACUCCUUUAAAGGUGACGAAAUAGCGGAAUCAUCACUCACUGAGUUACGAAGUAUUUUCUUAAACUACGGUAAUACAAUAAUUCCUGAUGAUGACUAAAUAAAGUCGAAACCUAAACUAAAGUAAAAAGUAAUAAAAAUGCUUGCUUUAUUCCAAAG
This is a messenger RNA of Dendronephthya gigantea, 2324 nucleotides long. RefSeq lists its product as uncharacterized. The record is from RefSeq and is a predicted model, not a curated record. Lineage: Eukaryota; Metazoa; Cnidaria; Anthozoa; Malacalcyonacea; Nephtheidae. The coding region runs from base 130 to 1506 and encodes 458 amino acids. The transcript is spliced from 8 exons.